AGAAAUAUAGAGGAAAUCUACUUCGUGAGUAACAAGGAGGUGAAAGAGAGGUAAAGGGAAAGAGAGAGAGAGAGAAAAAGAGAAAGAGAAAGAGUGAAGGCGAAUACGAGGGGCGGAGUGGGAGGAAAGCGAAAGAGUGAGUUUUGCCAGCGUGUAAAGUAGGGGGCAGCAGCGUUCUAAGAUGGCGGCCAAUGUUGCUGAAGGGAAGGAAGUGGAAAGCAGCCGUCACAUUGAUCAGUCUAACUACUCAGAAUCGGACUCUUUUAGUGGACAGUUAUCACCAGAAGAACAUCCUGAAGAUACACAGGAAACUACUGCUACUAAUGGAGACAGCAAUGACAAAGCUUCGGAUGAUAAUAACAAACAGCCAUAUAUAAUAAAGUAUUUUGAUCACCCUGUAUUGUCCACUGUAGAAGACAAAGUUGGUGAAAGUUUCAAUAUAAUUGAAGACAGUAACAUGACUGAGGAACAUGAUGAUGUUGAAGAGUCAGAACUACCACAACAUAUUUUAGAACAUGCCUCUGGGAUUUACAAUACUAUGAAAGAAAUUGAGAAACUCAUUGCUUAUGAAAAGGUGAUGGACGAGGGUGAAGAAAAAACUCAGUCCUCCAACCUACCUACAUUGGAUGCCAUUAGUCAUGCCUCAUUGAUUGGUCAUUGUCUGGCUGCUUAUGUAUCAACCUUAAGUGAAAGUCAUAUCAAAAGCAUCUCCUCCAAGAUUUUAUGUGACUGCCAGUUUAUGCUGACCCGCUUAUUCAAAUUUCCUGAUGCUUCUGCUUACUAUCACAAGGAAGAAUAUGAUGGCUUAGUGAAGGCUUGUAAAUUGGCUUUACAUCAGAAAUAUCCUAAAUACAGUACGGAGGGUUUUGAGGCCUUGUACUCACGUCCACCAGUGAUUUAUUUUAGUGCUGCUGCUCCUCCAAACCUUGGACAAAGUUUGUGUAUGCAGCUUGGUCUGCCUAUAUCCUGUAUCAGUACAGUUCCUUGUAACUCUGUCUCUGGAGCUAACAGUAAAAUGGAUGUGACUAUUUUUGAAAAGCUGAUAAAAGAUGAUAUUGCUGCAGCCAAAACGCCAGUUCUUUUGGUUGCUUAUGCUGGUACCCCUCUUACAGGGCAGGUUGAUGAGUUGAUUAAACUCUGGCAAAUUUGUAAUAAUAAUGGUAUUUGGUGUCAUGUUGAUGGAAACUGUCUAGCAUUUCUCACACUAACAGCAGAUCCAUUAACAGAACAACAUCCUAUACUUGCUGACAGUAUCACAGUGAAUUUGGGAAAAUGGUUGGGUAUUCUAUCCUUACAGUUAAUUACUCUUUACAAGUGUGAAGACACAACAAUGGCAUAUAUGGCUGGGAUGAAUUCAUUUAAUGUUGUAUCAAAGCUUUCCUGUUUACCUCUGUGGAUAUGUCUUCAAAGUAUGGGAUAUGAUGGAAUCAUUAAAAGAAUUGAAUCAUCCUUUCAUUUGUGUCAUUUAAUGUUGGAGAAAUUAAGAAAUUUACCAAACAUAAAGAUUGUUAAUAUUGCAAAGAAACAAGAUGAUGAAGAGAAGAAAGAUGAUGAAAACAAAGAUAUGCAAAAUAUGAUGGAUAUUAACUCUAAUCCUGUCACCCUGCUCUUUAAGUAUUCAGUAAUAGAAUCAGAUGCAGAAAAGGAAAUAACUCCGUAUGUGAUCAAAAGUUCUGAAGAAUCAAGUGAACAGGAGAAAGAACUGGCCUAUUAUGAUGCUCUAAAUACAUGGCUGGCUGAUUUAUUAUCCAGAGAAAAUCCACAGCUUGCUAUUACAGCUGCUAUUGUUGACAAAGGAGUUUGUAUUCGGUUCUCUCCCAUAGAAACUGCACAAGUGUCUGGAACAACUGAGGAAGCUGUUGAAGACUUCAUUUUGUCCCUUCAAACACAGACUGCCAUUCUUGAUGCUACUGUGUCACAUAGAAAACAGUUUCGAAAUAUUGUUGCUAAUUGUGAAAAUUUGAUGUUGAUUGAAAUGGAAGGCUACGCUGGUUUAGGUGCCAUAAGAUAUAUUCCAGCCAGCUGGACAGAAAAACUCGCAGAGUUACCAGAAAAUGGAAAAAAUGAUAUCAAUACAUUAAAUAUUGAACUGGUUCACAAACUGAAAUCUACCGACAGUGCAUUCUCACUUGGACAGUGUGCAGAUAACAUUGCAUGUGUGAAGUUUGGUCUUAUCACAGCAGACACAGAAAUCGAAGAAUUAGUUUCUCUGGUAGAAACUGUAGGAAAACAGCUUGAAGAAUCUUCCAAGUUUCUUGAAACAAUGUCUGAAAGGAUCUUAAAAGGAAUAGAAGAAGCUAGCAAAGAUCUUCAACGAGAAAACCAUGAACGUAUUAUACAAGAAGGUCUCCUUCGACAAGUGCCUUUAGUGGGUUCCCUUCUGAAUUGGUGGUCCCCUCCACCAAAAGAAGUACUCAAGGGAAGGACCUUUGAUUUAAGUUCAGGGCGGAUAAUUUCUACAGAAACAACAUAUAAAUAUCAUAUGCAGAUUCAGGAAGACAGUGAUAAUGCUAAGAAUGCAUCAUCAUUGCCGUCACCUGAUGUGGAUGAGCAGGCUGUACAGUUACAUGUGACAACGCAGCAUGUCGAUAGCACCCAUGACGCCACAUUGGAAGAUGGUGCUAGUGACAAACAUGAACAAUCUGUCAGUGAGGAUAAGGAUGAUGAUGCGGCAGCUAGUAAAGCUACAGAGGAAGAGUCAGGAAAUAGUGUACAAAAUAUUCCUUCACCUGGUGCUGAGACGACUUCAGAAGAAAAUCCCAUUGUAAAUACAGCAUCAGAACAAAUUACUACUACUACUACUGAAGGGGAGCUUGCUACAACAGAGUCUAGUGAACUAACACAGAAGUGAGCUGUGUGGAACUCUACAUGCUACCUUGGGUAUAUCUAUCUAUAUUACACAUAACAGGGUAUUUUAGGGUAUAUCUAUAUUGCAGAAUAUAGUUGGCUUCUAUACUAAGCAGCUGGAAAAUUUAAAAGUUAGGCAACUAAACUUAUAUAUAUAUAUAUAUAUAUAUAUAUAUAUAUAUAUAUGAUCAUUACUAUUUUCACCUGCAAUGUGCAGCUGUCCCAAUAUUUCUUUUUCAUUUUUCAUUUUUUUUUUUUUGGUCUUCAUUUUCUAAUUAGGUUCUUUAUAGGAAGUUUUUGUAACUGAAACAAUUAUCUGGAUGUUUUCGGUUUGUUAGCUUUGACAGAGCCACCUGUUUGUGUGUAUGCCAGUGUGUGUGUGUCUGUCUGUAUGUAUGUAUGUAUGUGUGUGUGUCUGUGUGUGUGUAUAUAUAUCGCCAGAGAAGCCACACACACAGGGUUGUUGUUAAGUGUGCAUUAUACAGCAUCUCUUCUUGCAAGGAGUGUGGAAAAAAUGUGUGUCAUAUAAAAAUUCACCAAAACAGUAUUGUACUAUUACAAGAGGCACCCAUCAUUGCCACGUCUGUGCAAAAGAACGUAAGUCCCUAUCAGGCUUGAUUAGCCACACCCGUGCUACCCACGUUUAAGAUACCAAUAAGGUGCAGGUGAUAGCAUUACUUGAAAUUGACUUCCAGCCAUCAAAUAUAUAUAUCCGCCCACACACAUUCAAUCACGCACGCACACACACACACACACACACACACACUUUUGUUGGUUUUGUUGGGGUCAGAAAACAUAAGAGUGUUGUAUACAUGCUUAUGAAAGUGAACAAUGUCGUGUGUGUGUGGUGAAUUAUGAAUCUGAAACAUUGCUUAUCAUACAGUUAGUUUCUCAUGUUAUCAUUACUGCAAUCUACAGGAGGUCACACGUAGACACAUAGACAUACAAACAUACAAGUAGACAGACCACUACAAAAAUAAAUACACAUACUUACUUUUUCUUACAGUAAUUAUUUUUU
Messenger RNA from Octopus sinensis (East Asian common octopus), 3865 nucleotides. RefSeq names its product pyridoxal-dependent decarboxylase domain-containing protein 1. The record is from RefSeq and is a predicted model, not a curated record. Gene Ontology annotation, molecular function: carbon-carbon lyase activity; pyridoxal phosphate binding. Bases 182 to 2851 code for a protein of 889 amino acids. Gene Ontology annotation, biological process: carboxylic acid metabolic process. The transcript is spliced from 25 exons. Lineage: Eukaryota; Metazoa; Mollusca; Cephalopoda; Octopoda; Octopodidae. Gene Ontology annotation, cellular component: intracellular membrane-bounded organelle.